AUGUCAUUACUCCGCCAUCCACUCUAUGACGAUUUGCUACAAAUGCUGUUUCUCUACCUCUGCCCAUAUCAACUAGCCAGCAUCCAACUCGUAAACAAACACUGGUUUACCAUUUGUCGUGAUGAAAAUUUUGCAAGGGACUAUUUACAUCAUUUCUUCCAAUUAAACAAUGAUGCGAAGGAAAGGCUGAGAAUUUUGUUGAGUUUAGGCUUUGAGUUUAAUACUAGCACUGACAGGAGCAACAUUAGAGGACCUUCUCUUGUGAAUAAUUUGAAAAGUCAUGUUGAAUUAUUGAACUUACUCAUCAAGGUUUAUAAAACACCUGGUGAACGAGGAAAAUAUUCUAAAAUUGGGGACAUAUUCGCUUCUUUUAAUAGUAGAAAGAAGAAUAAUGUGAAAUACUUGAAGGAGAUGGUAAGGAAAGUCAAUGAGGCAAAUGAAAUGAAAUAUUUAUUGCAAGAUUUUGAAAGUGUCAAAUUUAUGGAUAUAUGUGACAUUGAAUUCAAAAUAAUUAAUGCCCACUGUUGGGUUUAUUUACUCUCACAAGAUCUGAAAGAAACUGAAUGCAUUAUCUUUUCCUAUUGUGGAUUUCCUGUAGUUCUUAAAUUUUCACUAACGGAUAAAGGUUAUGUGCUAAUCAACAAUUUAAAAUACCAUAUGAAUAGAAAUGAUCAUGCAAUUGGGAGUAAUUUCUACAAGAACAAUUCAAAGUAUAUUGUGAGUAACAUGCAGAGUGUAUUUGAUAUUGGUUAUGAGCCAGUUGGAUAUGAUGGAAUCGAUGAGUCGUUUCAUCAUUUUGAAUUAUUGGAUACUAUCUAUAGACAAUUAUUCUUAAAAGUGGGGCAGAUUGUAGGUUGUCAAAAAGAGGAGCAUGAUGACGAUAACGAUGAAUUGUGGGAUAGUAAUGAGCUAGAGGAAUAUGCGACUUAUCAAUAUGGAAAGAAUGCAGUUUCGUCAUUUAGUGUUAAACCUCCACCAAAGACAAAGAGAAAAGCAACUUUUGUAAAUUAUUAA
Messenger RNA from Naegleria gruberi, 1014 nucleotides. RefSeq lists its product as uncharacterized. Gene Ontology annotation, molecular function: protein binding. Lineage: Eukaryota; Heterolobosea; Eutetramitea; Acrasida; Naegleriidae. Bases 1 to 1014 code for a protein of 337 amino acids. The transcript has a single exon. The record is from RefSeq and is a predicted model, not a curated record.